Cylindrotheca closterium is the source of this 1074-nucleotide messenger RNA. Lineage: Eukaryota; Bacillariophyta; Bacillariophyceae; Bacillariales; Bacillariaceae. The record is from the annotation of a GenBank genome assembly.
AUGGCAGACAAUGAAGAAGUUGAACUCGAUGAUCUCCUGGAAGACUCUGUCGUAGGCGGUGACGACAAUCUAGAGGCAGCAGAAGACAACGACGAAGACGUGGUUGGCGGAGAAAUGGACGAUCUGAUGAACGAUCUAUUGGAGGACACGACCAGAGAGGAGGACGACGACGACACUGCGGAUGCUGCGGAAGCUACAACAGAAGAUACAGCUAAUACUGACGAUACUAGUCAAAUUGCAUCUUCCGAAGUGCCUACAGCAUCAGAAGCUACUAGUGAUGAAGCUGCUGCCAAUAAGGACGCAGAAGAAGAAGAAGGAGUAGAAGUAGAAACACCAGCAUCUGCAUCUGCAUCAGAACCAGUAGACACAGCGGAAACAGCGGAACCAACACCAGCAGUAACUAAACCACCAACACCAGAAAAGAAGGACACUCCGUCCGUCACAUCGGACAAGGAAAACGUAAAGGCAAAACCGUCUCCAGUCAAAAAGACUCCCAAAAAGACGGUGGCUCCCAAGCCAAAGACGACGGUGGCGCCCAACAAACCAAAGCCUGUGGCACCCAAAAAGACGACUCCACGAAAGCCCACGACACCCUCUCGUCCCAAACCCAAACCCAUUACUACCACUGCUACAACCAAACCAAGGACUCCUUCUCGUCCCAAGACACCCACACGCCCCAAGACUCCGACUCGCACCCGACGCACUCCUGGACCCAAGCCGGAAAGCGAUGCUGAUGAUGACGAUGCCCCUCAAGGUCCCAUUUGCGACAAUGCCUUUCAACCAACUUUACAUGUCAAACGAGGUCCGUGUCAAAUUUGCGUCUUUAAAUUGAACGAGACGGAAAAGAAAAAAUUUGAAACGAACAAGCGUCAUUUGGGAGUCUACAUGACACGAGGAGGGUGUUUGGAAUGUCAAGCCUUUCCCAGUCAAGAGGGAGAGGACCCUGUACGAAUUUGUCGUCAAUGCUUUUUUGAUACCCACAAGUUGCGUCCGCAUGCGCCUCCACCCUUUUCGGGGAGUACCACCUGGCAAGGACUGCGCAUUGCACAACCCAAUGGCAAGUUUGUCAUGUAA